AUGAAUAAAUUAAUAAUAUUGGCAAUUGUUUUAGGCUUAACAGUUUCUUAAACCUAUAACAGUAAUUUGAAAUAAUACACAUUCGAUUAAUAUAUCCAAGACUUCAACAAGGGAUAUUAAUAUGGAUCUUCAGAAUACUUCAUGAGAAAAGCUAUAUUUGAAUAGAAAUUAGCUGAAAUCAUUGCUUUCAACGAAUAAACUAAUUAAUCAUACAAAAAGGGUGUUAACAGAUUUACUGACUUAACAGACAGCGAAUUCAAGUAAAAUAGCUUAGGAUACAGCAAAAACAUGAGUAAUGUUAGAGCUUUCCGUAACUUAUCUGUUAAGAAUUUGGAAGUUACUGAAUAAUAAUUAAAGGAAUUACCCGUUAAUGUUGAUUGGAGAUAAAAAGGAGUUGUUACCCCAGUUAAAGAUUAAGGUCACUGCGGUUCUUGUUGGGCUUUUGCUUCAACUGCUACUAUUGAAUCCUAUGCAGCCAUUAACUCUGGUUAAUUGAAAACUUUAUCUACUCAAUAACUCGUAAGUUGUGUUCCUAACCCUUACUAAUGUGGUGGUACUGGUGGUUGCAAUGGUGCUAUUUCCGAAUUAGCAUUUAACUAUGUCUAAUUAUACGGUUUAACCUCUGAAUUCAAAUAUCCUUAUCAAAGUUAUGUAUCUGGUGUUACUGGUAACUGUACAUUCGAUUCAACUUAAUAAACCCCUGAAGUAGCUUUAGAUGGUUAUGUCAAAUUAUAGGCUAACGACUACGAUGCUUUACUUUAUGCUCUUGCCAAUAUUGGUCCUUUGGCUGUUGCUGUAGAUGCUAGUCAAUGGCGUAAUUACCAAUCUGGUGUCUUCAACGGAUGCAGUUACACAGACAACAUUGAUGUAAACCACGUUGUAGUCCUUGUUGGUUACGGUACUGAUCCUGAAUUAGGUGACUAUUGGUUGAUUAGAAACUCAUGGGGUACCAAAUUCGGUGAAAAUGGUUAUAUCAGAUUAGCUAGAGAAUCUAAGGUUACUUGUGGUACUGACUAUACUCCUUUAGAUGGAUAAGCUUGUGCUGGCCAAAAUGUCCCUACUAAGGUUUGUGGUUAAUGUGGUGUUGCUUAUGAUGCCGCUUAUCCUACAAAUGUUAGAGUAAUUGGUUGA
Molecule: messenger RNA, 1131 nt
Organism: Tetrahymena thermophila SB210
Lineage: Eukaryota; Ciliophora; Oligohymenophorea; Hymenostomatida; Tetrahymenidae
Product: papain family cysteine protease
Exons: 2
Cellular component (GO): lysosome
Molecular function (GO): cysteine-type endopeptidase activity
Source: RefSeq, a predicted model, not a curated record